AUGACUGAUGCUUGUAUAUGCCAGGAGGAAUUUGGAAGAGAUAGUGUAUAGAGUUUCGAAGGCCGGGCUAUCAACAUUCGUUUGGAACGGAACCCCGAAAGAAUAUAAAUUUAGAAACAUAAACAUUGAAAGAUUAGCUAAAACAGGGGAAAAUUUCCUAAUUGCGGAAAAGAACGCUUCUCAUGUCAUCAGACGAGUCAGAUGAACUGUUUUAGUGUCAGGCGCUCUGUGAAUAAUUAUUUUCUUCUUCUUUUAGAGGAGAAUGGCUACCGCAACAUCGAUGUUCUACUGGGGUUAUGCGAUUGUUCUGAGCAAGUUUGUCAUUUUCUUUAUUGAUACCGGCAUCGCGAAAUCUUUCGGAGUUCUCAUUCCGACCAUGGUCAAACGUCUAGAUACGAAUUAUGCUACUGUUGGGUUAAUAUGUAGCAUGCCGUCAACGCUCAUGUAUCUCCUAAGUCCAUUGGUAAAGCUAUUCCUGACGGAGACCAACACACGCGUUGUUGCUAUAUCAGGUGGACUUUUGUGUGGAACGUGUAUAGCUGCCUGUGCAUUCUUUACAAACGUAGUGGCGAUUGGAGUUUCUCUCACCUUAUCGGGUCUCGGAUUAUCGAUGAGCUUCAUUCCCAUCCACCUUGCACUGAAUGACUUUUUCCCAGAAAAAUAUGUUUUGAUGAACACUAUAUGUUUAUAUGGUUACACUGCCGGUUCUAUGUUGCUCCCGAUUUUGAUGGAGAAGUCUCUUGAAGCCUAUGGUUAUUAUGGGGCGUUUCUCAUCCUUGGGGGAGUGGCCUAUAACUCCAUGGCGUGCGCAACAACGCUUCGGAAGGUACCAACGAGGUCCACCUCGAAUGAAGCUCAGGAUCACAUCACAUCGAAUGACCGGAAGUGUGUCUCUCGAGCAAAACCGCUGCCUGAAGAAACCCCGUUGUUUCGUCAAAUCCAAGUGGAGGAUGAGGAAGAAGAACAUGAAGAAGGAGUGCCAGAACAAUCGGGACUGAUUCAGUCCAAGAAGUGUCGUAUUAAAGAGCGGGAGAUACCACUGGAAUUGCAAUCCACUUGCAUAAGAACAUUCUUUCAAGCCUGCAAAGGUUCUUGUGGAUUAUUCAGGGAGCCUUUUUUUGCCUCCACCAUCCCUAUUCAAUUCCUUCAAGCGUACACAAGUUAUUCAUGGAUGCUAUUUCUAGUCCCCCAUACCGAACAACUGGGUAUCCCAUCUUCUAAAGCAGUCUACCUCUCCACAAUUGGUGGUAUAGGUGGUAUCAUCGGUCGCACCGUCUUCGUAGUUUUCCUCGGUAAAGGAGUCAAUGCUUUUGCCGUGUACAUCCCCGUAGGUUGCGUCUGCACUGCAACAUUUCUGCUGGACUUCGUCAGCUCUGAUUACAGGUCACGUGUUGUAUUAGCCUUUCUCCAAGGGUUUUCUUUCUUUAUCGAAGAUACCAUGCUUUCCACAUUGUGCAAGGAGGCAGUCUUUGACGACAUGAAUACAGCCACGGCGUUGACGACCGUUGCAUUCUGGACCGGAAUGGGGGCUACAGCUGCAGGAAUAUUCACAGGAUACCUGUUUGACAUCACCCAGUCAUUUACGAAGGUCUUUAUCAUCCUCGGCAUCACCCACGCCUUCAAAGUCGGUCAUCUUUUUAUCGUGGCGAUCAUCCUUUUCAAGAGAAAGCGGUAGUAUGCCACGGUGAUAUUCUUUCAUCAGAGGUUACGCCACAAACUCAAGAGGUCGCACUG
Molecule: messenger RNA, 1734 nt
Organism: Lytechinus variegatus (green sea urchin)
Lineage: Eukaryota; Metazoa; Echinodermata; Echinoidea; Temnopleuroida; Toxopneustidae
Product: monocarboxylate transporter 7-like
Exons: 4
Coding region: 263-1675 (470 amino acids)
Biological process (GO): transmembrane transport
Molecular function (GO): monocarboxylic acid transmembrane transporter activity
Source: RefSeq, a predicted model, not a curated record